This is a messenger RNA of Rhizophagus irregularis DAOM 181602=DAOM 197198, 1329 nucleotides long. Lineage: Eukaryota; Fungi; Glomeromycota; Glomeromycetes; Glomerales; Glomeraceae. The record is from RefSeq and is a predicted model, not a curated record.
AUUCAUCUCUGACUUUGUGUUAUAAAGAAUACUAUGUCCCCAAUCCAGUUCAUUCGUCCUUUGUCUAUAAGAAUCGGUUGGUAGUAACAGCUGGAGAAGGUCGAAUAAUUGUCAUAAAUUUUGAUAGAAAUAUGUUUUCAGAUGGAAAGCUUGUUUCUUUACACACAAUUCCCGUAAUUUUUCCAAAAGGAACCGUUAGGUUGUGCCAUUAUAUUACUUCAGAACAAAAUUCAUCUGAUGGAAUAUUUUAUGCUUUGACAGUCAAUGGAAGAUUAAUUCGCUCUCAAUUUUCGCUUACAAGCGAUCAAACUCCAAAGCAUAUGAUGAGUGUUGAACAACUGAAGAAUGAAAUUCAAAAACAAACGACUAUUAUCAAAGAAUUGACAUCUAAACAAGCAAUAUUGGACAAAAUUAAUGAGGAAUUGAAUCCUGCGAUUAUCGCUCGUAAUGAAGUCGUUCAGGAAUUACAACGUGUUUAUAAAAAACGCGAAGCCGGACAAUUGGAUAAAAAUAAUUCUCCAUUAAAUGUUGAAUGUUUUCCGAUAACUCUGCCAUGUUCUAUGAAUGGAAGCAUUACGCAAAGGAUAUUUUUAAGAAUUCGCUUAACAAGUAGGAUUGGAAUUGAUUGGUCAAAAUGGUGGUCAUUACUUGUUACUAUGACAAAUAAUAGAUCUUUUCAUUCUUCAAAUAAUGAAAAAACUAAGCGAGAGAAUUUAUGUUAUUCUGUGUCAUUAUUGGAUAUGACUACUACGUGGGAACGAGAUAUUGAAAUAAAUUUACGAUUUUUACAUUUUCCAAUUUUCAUUAAACUUGCAUUGUGUUUUGCACCUCCAUCACCAAUAGAUCAUACAAACGACUCUCAAUAUAAACCGCAAGCGACAUAUUUUCCCUUGAUGAAUUUGCAAUAUGACAUAUUGGAUUUUAUAAAACCAUGUUCUCAACACGUGUUACAAAGAUUACAAGAAGAGCGUCAUUUUACAGUAUAUCCUUCUUUGCCUGAUUUUAUCACACCAUUUGAUAGUGAUUUUUUUGCCACAAAAAAUGAUUUUAGGAGAUCUAUUGAAAAUUUAAUAAAUAAAUUAAAUAAAGGAUCUGAGGUAAAGGAUUUUUUUUGUUGUUGCUUCUAUUGUUGUAAUUCUGAUCGUUUAAUUUUUUCUCAUUUAUAUAUAUAUACAUAGAAAACUAAACCUUAUUCGGAUUUUAUUUCCUCAUUAAACAUUAAUUCAUCAUUUAUAAAAUUUUUAUUGAGAUCAAGUGAUAUUGUAGAAACAAUCGAUUUAGAAGAUAAUAAUAAUAUUUUAAUUAAUGAUGACGAAGCUUGGAAACGAU